AUGCACAAAACUUAUGAUCGAUAUUUUCUGGACUUUAAAUCAAUAUCAAAGACAAAUUUUCAUCUAUUUCGUCAUUUAAUUAAUCCUCAAAAUGUUAUGUCAUUAAGAUUUUGUGAUGAUGAACAUACUUCAAAUCAAAUUGGUUUAUUUAUAUCAUUGAUUCGACUUCGACAAUUUGCUCGACUUGAUUCAAUAAUUUUUCUUGGUAUUGGAGAAUUUCAAUUGAAUAUAAAAAAUGAUAUGUCGCCUAUCAAUUUAAUUCUAAUAAUCAAUAUAAAAUUCAAACUUAUUCGUUAUCAAUUUGUAAAUAUGUUCUUCAAUAUGAAUUAA
Messenger RNA from Rotaria sp. Silwood2, 330 nucleotides. The record is from the annotation of a GenBank genome assembly. NCBI's taxonomy places the organism in Eukaryota, Metazoa, Rotifera, Eurotatoria, Philodinida, Philodinidae.